GUGACGGCUGAGGUGAUGAUGUCCAUUCUGAGGGACAAACCCAGCGGUAUCUGCAUGGACUCUGGGGGGUUCCGCACCACAGGCAGCAUGGUUUCUGUCCUGCCCAGGGACUCCAGCCUGCCCUGCGUCCACUUCUUCACCGCCACCCCCGACCCGUCCAGGUCCAUAUUCAAGCCGUUCAUCUUCUCGGACACUUCCGCCCCGGUUCCGAGGGUGGUCUCCCCGCAGUUCGGACCGGACGACCCGGUCAGGAAGCAGCCUCGCUUCCACAGCCGUAUGGACCGCCGACACGACCUCUACAAAGCCCACCAGGGGGCGCUCAUCGCCACGGAGACCAAACCGGAUGAAGGUUCUGCUGUCUACAACGUCCUGAGGGAUCUGGAGUCUCAGUGUCUGAGUGAGAUUUCAGCUGUGCUCAGCGGGGAGAUACCCGGAGACGACCUGGGAGACCUGUUCUUUGACUGCGUGGACACCGAGAUCAAGUUCUACCAGUGAGGAGGCGGGACGGCACAGAAGCGUCCUCAGGUGGACACCUUUAGAAAUCGCAGGGCGGCAGGAGACGAGCUGGGACCGGCAGAACCUCCAGUGUUUCUCAUCUGACCUUUUGUGCAGCUCAUCACCGGCCCGGUUCCCUGGCAACCACCGGCCCGACGUCUCGGCUGCACGUCGGGGAGCCUCGGCUGCACCUCGUUAGAGUUAAGCUGAUGUAGAGAACCCGUUUAGACCCGCAAGACGAGGCAGAACCGCGCUGAGAACGGUCGCUGCCCCCGUAGAAAC
Messenger RNA from Nematolebias whitei (Rio pearlfish), 777 nucleotides. Its product is annotated as secernin-2-like. Lineage: Eukaryota; Metazoa; Chordata; Actinopteri; Cyprinodontiformes; Rivulidae. Gene Ontology annotation, molecular function: dipeptidase activity; cysteine-type exopeptidase activity. The coding region runs from base 16 to 495 and encodes 159 amino acids. The record is from RefSeq and is a predicted model, not a curated record. The transcript has 4 exons. Gene Ontology annotation, biological process: proteolysis.